This is a messenger RNA of Contarinia nasturtii (swede midge), 1023 nucleotides long. RefSeq names its product eukaryotic translation initiation factor 3 subunit G-1 (gene eIF3g1). The transcript has 3 exons. Bases 138 to 944 code for a protein of 268 amino acids. Gene Ontology annotation, cellular component: cytoplasm; eukaryotic translation initiation factor 3 complex. The record is from RefSeq and is a predicted model, not a curated record. Lineage: Eukaryota; Metazoa; Arthropoda; Insecta; Diptera; Cecidomyiidae. Gene Ontology annotation, molecular function: translation initiation factor activity; RNA binding.
CCAACUUUCAGCCAACUUCAUGGCAGUUAAAUGGCUUUCUACAAGUACACAUUAUUGAAUUGAAUUUGUGUGACGUUUUCACAUUUCUUAACCAAAAGAAUUUUUUUCAUUUGGAUUAUUAUUCCCAAAAUAAGAGAAUGCCAGCAAUUGAAGACAUUAAAUAUUCAUGGGCCGAUGAAGUGGAGUUGGAUUCAGGCAAUCUUCCACCGCCAACAGAAAGCAAUGAAAAUGGCUUGAAGGUGCAAACUGAAUACAAGAGAAAUAAUGACGAUAAAAAGGUCAAAGUGGUACGUACGUAUAAAAUAUUGAAGCAAUUCGUUCCAAAAUCUGUGGCCAGACGAAAGGCAUUGCCAAAAUUUGGCGACUCAAAAGAGGAUAAGCCAGGUCCAAGCCCACAAACAACAAUGGUAUCAGAAGAUGUGAAUAUGCAAUUCAUCACGAACAAGGAAGAAGAAAAAUCAAAUGACGCUACCAUCGAUCCAUCUAAGAACUUCGCCAAAUGUCGUAUUUGUAAUGGUGACCAUUGGUCAGUUAAUUGCCCAUACAAAGGUACAUCAAUGGAAACCGGUAAAUUGGCCGAUGUGAAACCAACAACAUCCACCGAUACUGGUGCUAAGCCAGGCAAAUAUGUGCCACCAUACAUGAAAGAUAGCGCCAAAGCCGGUUUGGCUGGUGCACGUCGUGAUGAUUCAACAAAUAUUCGCAUUUCAAAUCUGUCCGAAUCGAUGGUUGAAGCCGACCUCGAAGAACUGGUCAAGAAAAUAGGACCAUAUCAAAAGAUUUAUUUGGCACGUGAUCGCAUCACUGGACUCUGCAAAGGAUUCGCCUAUGUCACAUUCAAACAACGCAAAGAUGCUGCUAAAGCUAUUCAACUAUUGAACGGACAUGGUUAUGAUCAUUUAAUCCUCAAUGUUGAAUGGUCCAAACCACAAACACAAAAUUAAGUUUUAUUUCUUUUUAUGAGGUUAAGGUUAUUUGUAUCUGUACUUCUAUUACAAAAUAAAACUUUUUGGCAACAACAUU